This is a messenger RNA of Ostrinia nubilalis (European corn borer), 2236 nucleotides long. RefSeq names its product digestive cysteine proteinase 2-like (gene Catl-like). Bases 28 to 1677 code for a protein of 549 amino acids. Lineage: Eukaryota; Metazoa; Arthropoda; Insecta; Lepidoptera; Crambidae. Gene Ontology annotation, biological process: immune response; positive regulation of apoptotic signaling pathway; positive regulation of peptidase activity. The transcript has 14 exons. Gene Ontology annotation, molecular function: cysteine-type endopeptidase activity; cysteine-type endopeptidase activator activity involved in apoptotic process. The record is from RefSeq and is a predicted model, not a curated record. Gene Ontology annotation, cellular component: lysosome.
UACCACAUUGCACACUCACAGUGCAAAAUGUGGUUACCACAUAUUUUGUUUUUAUCUGUCCUGCUGGCGGUCCACGGAAAAUGUGUGGUAAAAGAAGACGACAAUGCUGAUAUUCCUGAACUCGAAUGGCCAGCAAACUACACUUUUGAAGCUACUCGAGUUUACCUUCUGGCUGGAUUUUCAGAACAAUAUCAGAUGUGGAGAACACCCAAGUGCUCAAGGAUAGAUUACAAUGACGGAGCUUUUAAAUCCAUAAUAACGACGAAGAAUAGCAAAUAUGGUGUGAAAUACGAGAUUUUUCCGAAAACUGAUAAAGAUGCAAACACUGAGAUUGUAUGCCACAAAAUCAAAGGAACCGUCUACGUUAGACAAACGCUUGAAGAUAUUUUACCGAACAUACGAUACAGAGAUUUCAAAAAAGUUGGCAAUGAACUCAUGUAUGACCAAGAUACUACAAAAUUCUGGUACCAAGAUGAUGAUACAAAUGUUGAGUAUCAGUACAUUAUUUGGGCAUUCUAUAAAACUGAUAUCAAGGCAUGGGUGCCAGUAAGGUAUGAAGAAAAAGAAUACAACACGUGGCUUGGGACGCUGGAUAAGCACGAAAUAUGGGAAUUUAGAAAUUUCAAUACUGAUGAAAUUGAAUACGAUGUCUUUGACGCCGAAGAAGAUUGCGAAGAGGAGGGAAUUUAUUCAAUGGACGACGAAGCUGUCACAGAAGGUCUCCUCUUUUUAGAUCCCGAGAAUAAUGAUCAUGUUGAACACGCUUUUCGAGCGUUCAAGAAGAAGCACAACAAAAAUUACUUUGAAGGCGAACACGAAAUGAGAAAAACUAUCUUCAGGAAGAAUAUGAGACUUGUAUCUCAUACCAAUCGCAAGAACCUCGGCUACAAACUGGCCAUCAACCAGUUCGCAGACCGCACUGAAGCCGAGAUGGUCAGGCACAAGGGCCUGCAGGCCAGGCCAAAGGGCAAAGUUGGAACAGUUCCGUUCCCUUACACAGAGGCCGAGUUGGAAGAACUGGCCCAGAACUUACCUAAGGAAUACGACACGAGAAUGUACGGCCUUGUCACGCCAGUCAAGAAUCAAGAAUCCUGUGGAUCUUGCUGGACCUUCGGCACCACUGCCUCCAUGGAAGGCGCUGUUGCCCGCAGCACCGGCAAGCUGGUGACCCUCAGUAACCAGGCUCUCGUGGACUGUGCCUGGGCCUUUGGUGCGGCUGGUUGUGAUGGUGGCACGGACAAUGCUGCGUACGAGUGGAUGAUGAGUUUCGGCUUGCCCACUGAAGCGGAGUACGGCCAGUACACUAACACGGAUGGUUUUUGUCACAUCGAAAACAUGACUACAACUUUCCCAAUUCGUGGCUUCACUGACGUAAGCCCGUACAGCAUCAAUGCUUUGAAAGUGGCCGUAAUUAACCACGGACCUUUAUCAGUGUCAGUCAAUGCUAAUGACGCCUUCUCCUUAUAUUCAUCUGGUAUCUUCUACGAUGCAUCGUGCAGUCCUUCGGUCCUCAACCACGAGGUGACCCUCGUCGGCUACGGUGAAGAGAACGGCCAGACCUUCUGGAUUCUGAAGAACUCCUGGGGCAGGAAGUGGGGAGUCGAUGGCUACAUGCAGAUCUCUGCUCUGGACAACACCUGUGGGGUCACAGCAGAACCCACUUAUGUAGUCAUAUAAAAUGUGAGCAAACUAAAUAAUAAUUAUAAAGGACGUGAUAAUUGGCUGUUAAAAAAAGGAAUCUCAUGAAUCUUGAGCAGAUAGGGAAAAGAAGCACACGGAUUUUGCGACCAAAAAUUGGAAUCGUUUAACACAUGAUUCGUUUUUCUAUAGUUGUGUUGGUCCAUAGAAGUAUGUGAAUAUAUUUGUAAUAGAAACAAUAUAAAAACAUUCUGCGCGUUUUUUUCAGCGCUUAAGAUCCGUGCCAGGAACUCUACUCUUAACUGUAAACUUUAAUAGUAUAGAAUACAUAUUAUUAUCUAAUGUUUGAGAUAGUUAAUUACAGUAACUCUGCAUGUCAAAACUUUUGAUAUGGUGAAGACUAAAGAUUAAUUGUCGUAAUUAUACCACUUGAGAUUGAUCGCCUUUCAGAGCAGUGUGACCGGCAUUUAUCAUGUCUUACGUAAUUAUUGUUAGUUCUAAAACGUUUAUAAAGAAAAAGACUUCAUGCUUAAAUUGUAUAUUUAGUUUUAAGAAUACUGUUUGCACGUGGAAAUAAAUAUAAGCAGAAUUUUCACAA